AUGCAGGAGGCGGCUGCAAGCUCUCCUCCCUUCCGCUCUAUUGCAUCCAUCCAUUCUUUUAAACAUCCAUCCACCCAUUCAUUUCCCAGGGCGUCACAAGGGGUGAUUAAGACAAGUCUGACAGGCACAUACAUGUAGGCUAUGCUUGUGUAUGCGCGACUCCUCAGUUUGUGUAGCCUACGUGUGAGUCUGGUCUGUGUGUGGAUCCGCUGACAUGAGGAGCUAAAACAGAGCCGUGAUAAGGAUGAAAAUGCUCCGGUUUCGUAGCCCCAGCAUUCGCUCCUUAGAUCAGGAGAUCAUCUGCACGAUCCGGUUACUGGAUGACUCCGAGAUCUCCUGCAGCAUCCAGAGAGACACCAAAGGGCAGUUCCUGCUGGAUCAUGUGUGUAACCACUACAACCUGCUCGAGAAAGACUACUUUGGAAUUCGAUAUGUGGACCCAGAGAAACAGAGGCACUGGCUGGAGCCCAAUAAGCCUGUGGUGAGGCAGAUGAAGUCAGCUCAGCAGCCGUACACAAUGUGCUUCCGUGUCAAGUUUUAUCCCCACAAGCCAAUGAAAAUCAAGGAAGAGCUCACCAGGUAUCUCCUGUAUCUCCAGUUGAAGAGAGAUAUCUACCAUGGUCGUCUCCUCUGUCCUUUUGCUGAUGCUGCAUAUCUGGGAGCCUGCAUUGUUCAGGCUGAGCUCGGGGACUACGACCCAGAGGAGCACCCAUCAGACUACAUCAGAGACUUCAAGCUGUUCCCUAAACAAUCCCUCAAACUGGAGAGGAAGAUUAUGGAAAUACACAAGAAUGAGCUCAGGGGCCAGUGUGCUGCCCUUGCAGAGCUGAACAUGCUCCAAAGGGCUCACAGCCUGGAAACAUAUGGAGUUGACCCGCAUCCGUGCAAGGACUUUACGGGCUCCACAGCCUUUCUCGGGUUCACAGCCACAGGUUUUGUGGUCUUCCAGGGAAACAAGAGGAUCCACCUCCUCAAAUGGGUGGACGUCAGCAAGUUGAAGUUUGAAGGGAAAACCUUUUACGUCAUUGGGAUUCAGAAAGAGAUCUCCUUAACAGGCAGGAUUCACUGUAACAGGAUGAAAAAACUGGUGUUGACAUUUCACACCUCAACCCCGGCAGCGUGUAAGCACUUAUGGAAGUGCGGGGUGGAGAACCAGGCUUUUUACAAGUGUGCAAAGUCGAGUCAGAUCAAAACAGUUUCCAGCAGUAACAUCUUCUUUAAAGGCAGCAGGUUCAGAUACAGUGGACGAGUAGCAAAGGAGGUGAUAGAAGCCAGCUCAAAGAUUCUGAGAGAGCCACCAGAGGUGCAUAGAGCCCAGUUUGGUCACAGUCGAAGUUUUAACUCUUUGAGCCAUAAAAACCUCAUCAUGAACAUGGAACCUCUGGUACCUGCACUGCCCUCCACCAACGAAUACGAAGAGACAGCCCCGGACAACAGUGGUGUUGCUCUGAAAGACUCAGUCUCCUUGACUCCUCUCAAAUCAUCAGCUGCACUUGCAGACACAGAGCAACAAAGUACUGACGGAGGGAACUCUGCUUUGAGCAAUGACCUACAGCUUCCUCAUGUUUCCAUGGAAACCUCAAAUCUCCGACCUCAGAUACCUAAAGCUGAAGAUGAAAUGGAGGAACAGGACGAGGCCGGCGGCACACUCAUCAUCUCUGAGCUCGCCUACAGCCCCUGUGCCAGUAUGCUGCCCACCCCAGUGGACAACUGUCAGGGGGGCGUUGACUUGAUCUUCUCCUCGCCCGUCCAGAGCCCCGCCAGGCUACUGAGGGAGCUCCACGCUGACCCUGACAUCCAGGCCCAGCUAAAGGCAGAGAGGGAGCGAGACCGGGCCUACGAAUGCACCCGAAUGGCUGCCAGAAGUCAAAUGGGUGGAGCUAUGACUAGCGGCUUGCGCCUGCUGUCAUCCAAUGAGAGAGUCAAUGCAUGUGUGCUGAGCGUGGCCCGCUUUGUUGCUGUGGUAAUGGGCAUCCUGCUUGUCAUUGUGCCCACACUGCUGCUACUGCUGGAGUCAGACAUUGACGUGUCGUUCCUUCAUGAGAUCCGCCAGACGCCGGAAUUUGAGCAGUUUCACUAUGAGUAUUACUGUCCACUUCGGCGCUGGAUCAUGUGUAAGAUCAGCAUGGCCUUGGAGAAUCUCUGGUCAGACUGAGGAGGUAUAGAAAGAAAAGUCACUGCAGGAGAAACAAACGAAUGUCUGUCUUAACAUGUAAUUUAAUCUUACAUUCAGUCUUAACAGAGGCAAAAAAGCAUGCUAAUGGGACUAAAUAAUUUCCAUCCAAAUUAUUUUAUGCACAUCCAAAUUAUUUUAUGAGCAAAAUCAUAGUAGGAUGUUUUAUUGAAAAGGGGUCACAGCUCCCGGUAUGUGGACACCUUUUUGUACAGUGUUAUUUCUGAUUGGAUUAUACUAAAAUAAGUACAUUUGUUUCACCUUUUCAGAAGCAUCAUUUACUGUCUUGAAGAAAAGUGAGAUAUGAGAGAAAUAAAAUUUUAAUUACAGGGUCCAAUAACUUGUUAAGAUAGACAUUUUUGGCACUGAAGAACUACUGUAAGUGUUCAAGAAAAAAAAAUCAUGGAUGGGAGGGGUUAGUGAAAGUAAAAGAUGAGGGUCAUAAACAGAAAAAUGUCACAAAAACAAAAGAGGUUGGUUUCAUUUUAGUGGAAGUUUUGAUGGUUUGUUCACUCCUGACGCUGACAAGUUGAUGCAGAGACUGGUAAAUAUCGCAAACCAUUCUGAUUGGUUCUCGUCCUCGGAGCGGAGCGCGUGAUUGGUCAAAGAGCCUGUCAGUCAUGAUGGAGUCGAGAGAAAACGUUCGGCGCUUUGUCACUGAGUGCAACAAUAUCCACAGCCAGAGGUACGUUAUAUACAGUAUAUUUAAAAACAAAAAAUGAAAAUGGCUAAUUAAUACAGAUCUUCAAUAGAUUGUUUUUAAAGUUUUGUACAUUUUUAUGUGAUCCAGAUGUUUCAGGAAUUUUUCAGUCAGAGGUUCUACUUUGAGCUUAUUUUGAAAUGAAGAGUUUACAAAUGAUUACCAAAAAAAAAAGCUAAUUUCUUGAAGUUUAUCUGGGUGAUGGGUGUGGAAAUUUUUAAGCUAUUUUUUAAGACUACCAUAAACAUUUGUUGACUUGGUAGCACCCUGGGUUUUUCCUACAAAGGCUAUAGCACAAAUCUUUUACAAAGACCACAGAUUACAAUUAUUUCAGAUUAUUUGAUGUCAUUUUGGAAACAGGAGGGAAGCAUGCCAGAAACUUUAAUCUGUUUGUGAUGAUAAAACGUGUGUUUUGUUGAACCUUUAAAUGUCGUCUGAACUAAGCAGUAGCUCAUUGAUUAAGGCUACUAGUGCGUCUUUCAUCUCGGUUUUAACAUAAAAUGUAUAAAGAAGUGCUAAUGGAAGAAAAAAAUACUGUGUAGUACAGUUAACUGUGAUUUUGGAAUUGGAUGGUUGCGGGAGUGAUGUAUUUAAUGCUCUAAAUCUCUCAUACAGGUCAUUCGCUGGUCAUUUUCUGCUGUAGACGAUAUUAAGAUAUUGAUCACACUGAACACACACAGCAGGUAUUUAACUUACAGAAGCAGAUCAUCAGUUUAGUCCCUUAAUCAAAUUAGAAAUGAUUGUUCACUUAAACAGAGAACAUGGACUUAUUGUCAGCGAAUAAGCAGAGUUGUCAGGAGUUAUAAAUGGGUACGUUUAUGUAUGUUUAUGUCUAAAGGUGAAGUUAGGAAUGUGAUUCUGGUUUGACUAAAUUGAGAAUAAGGCUGUUUCAUGGUUGGGGUCCCCAAAUAGUCUGGAGCCAUGGAGUCAAAAAUGAAUAGUAUCAAGGUUAAAACUGAGAAGGGUGCAAAAA
Messenger RNA from Monopterus albus (swamp eel), 3846 nucleotides. It is a transcript of the gene frmd3, whose product is annotated as FERM domain containing 3. Gene Ontology annotation, molecular function: cytoskeletal protein binding. The record is from RefSeq and is a predicted model, not a curated record. Gene Ontology annotation, cellular component: cytoskeleton. NCBI's taxonomy places the organism in Eukaryota, Metazoa, Chordata, Actinopteri, Synbranchiformes, Synbranchidae. The transcript is spliced from 16 exons. Gene Ontology annotation, biological process: actomyosin structure organization. Bases 245 to 2155 code for a protein of 636 amino acids.